Molecule: messenger RNA, 435 nt
Organism: Ornithodoros turicata
Lineage: Eukaryota; Metazoa; Arthropoda; Arachnida; Ixodida; Argasidae
Exons: 5
Coding region: 35-364 (109 amino acids)
Source: RefSeq, a predicted model, not a curated record
UACCUGCAGCAACUUCUGCAUUCCAAGCAAUGACAUGUCGUGCUACCGUACUGAGUGGCACCGUGAGCCAUGCCUUGUUUUUCGCAACGCCGCUCAUGGGAAGUGCUACAGAGGUGUAUGUUAUAAUCACGCAGAGUAUAAUAGAGUGACCGCGAAUGCAAAACCCAACACUACGAUGCCGUGCAGUCAUGGAAACGAUUACUUAUAUAAUGACCGGGGACCAUAUGGCUGCCAUUUUUACUGCCGCGAACGUCCCCACCGUAUUGCCGCACGUCCUGACGGCAAUACCUGUCUGAACCCAGCGACAGCAACCCAGGGUGGAUGUUAUACUGGCGGCUGCUAUAUUGGAUACCAUCUACGUUGAAUGGAGACGCGCGUAAUAGCGACAUUUGUAUGCGAAGCAUGCCUUCCUCCAGGCUAUUAAAUAUAUAAUCG